AUUGCACACGCAGUUUGAUUGAAGGUCGCCAUUUUGCUUCGAUUUUUGCGUUUCAUUUUGGUCAUUAAUCGUUGGAUAUUUGAAUGUUUGUCAUCAAUAAACUGCUGAACGGUAAUCCAGAAAGCGGGCUGAGUUAGCUGACACAACGUUAGGGGAAAUUAAGCCAGAUAAAACUAGUUCACAAUGGCUGAGGCUCCAGAGAGAACAACUGUGACAAAGGAAGUAGAAAAAACCAAAGACAAAGAAGGGAAACUGAUGGAGACAAUGUCAUCACCUGAGAUGGCCCCUCUGAAGCCUGAGGAAGCUACAAACAAGUCUCUUCUUAAGCAUAUCUCAGAGGAAAUGAAUGAGCUCUCAAUUAAGGUAACAACCAGGAUGCUACCUGGUGAGUUACACUCACUGAUGGAGAAAUUGAUCAAGGAGCAGACACGGCUUGUUGACUUCCAACAAGAAAUGGCUACAAGUGUAUACCAAAGAACAGCUGUCAGUCAACUGGAUCAUUAUUCAUCAAGACCUUUGCCAGAAUUAGAUGUUCUUUUGAGUAAGAUCCACUUGGUGUCAUUAAAGCUGAAUCUACAUAGUAUAAAAUCUGUUGAUGAAGCUCAAAUGAAAACAGACACCAAACUAUCAGAGAAACAAGAUCAUUACAAAUUGAAAGCGGCUCAUUCUAAUCUAGAGUCAACACUGAAUGGUCUUGGUUUGGAACUGUUAGCUUAUAGUAACACAUCAUCACAGUUCAGAAGUUACAAAAACAGUAAACUAAAAGAUACAAAACAGUGCAUGAUAGAAGGUGUAUACUACUGCCAGCAAAUGCUAGUUGAUGAUUUCCAAGAGUUGGUUCCACAGACCCUACUGGUAAAGGAGCCUGCCUAUCAAGAGCAGUACAUGAAGAAUCUGAAUGUGCUCAUUAACACACAGCAGCAAUUGGUUCAGAACCUCACAGAUCUGCAAAAUCAGAAAGAUGAUCUACCUGCAGGUGAGGUUGGCAAACGCCAAAAUGAACUGGAACUGAUGAUCACAGAACAGACUGGUCUGAUGAAGGAGUCCUCUAAGCAAGAUGAUCUACCUGCAGGGGAGAUUGGUAAACAGCAAAACGAACUGGAACUGAUCACGGAACAAACUGAUUUGAUGAAAAAUUGUUUCUGCUGGGUGCGAUUUCUUGGAGGAGAGCAUGUGUCGCACAUCUUGAUGUUGUUAUAUUCAGUAUAUACCGUGAAUUGUAUGCAUGGUAGGAUGUCCCUUGGUACUGGCUUCUCUUUUAUGCAGCUGGCCCUGGAUUGUGUCAGGGAGAUGUAUGGUGAAUUUGAAGAGUCUGACUACAUUGGAAAGGAAAUCAGGUACAGUCAACAACUAUUCUUGGAUAAAGUGUGGACUAAAAGACAAACUUUAAAGAAAUGGCAAGAAGACCGAACUGAGCAUAUGAGGCGUAUCUCGAAGGGAAUUGAUGAGCUCUCAUAUUCUGUAAAAACAGAGCAGCCUGGUCAGUUAGAUUCAUUGAUGGAGAAAUUGAUCAAGGAGCAGAAACAGCUUGUAAACUUCCAACAAGAAAUGGCUUCAAGUGUAGAACAAAGAGUAAUUGACAGUCAGCUGGAUCAACAGAUAUCAAGAGACAUGUCAGAAUUAUUUGUUCUUUUGAGUAAGAUCCACUUGGUGUCAUUAAAGCUGAAUCUCUAUAUGAUGAAAUCUGUUGAUGAAGCUCAAAUGAAAACAAACACCAAAGUAUCAGAGAAACAACAUCAUGACAAACUGGAAGAGGCUCAUUUUACAUUACAGAAAACAUUGAACAAUCUCGGAUUAGAGCUUAGAAGAAGUUAUGGUAAUAAAUCUUCAAGUGUCCAAAAGUAUGAUACAAAAUGGCACAUGACAGAAAGUGUAUACUACUGCCAACAAAUGCUAGUUGAGGAUUUCCAAGAGUUGGUUCCACAGACCCUACUGGUAAAGAAGCCUGCCUUUCAAGAGCAGUACAUGAAGAAUUUGAAUAUCUGCAAAUGCAGACAAAAGUGA
This is a messenger RNA of Asterias rubens (European starfish), 2004 nucleotides long. RefSeq lists its product as uncharacterized. The record is from RefSeq and is a predicted model, not a curated record. Bases 184 to 2004 code for a protein of 606 amino acids. NCBI's taxonomy places the organism in Eukaryota, Metazoa, Echinodermata, Asteroidea, Forcipulatida, Asteriidae. The transcript is spliced from 8 exons.